Aricia agestis (brown argus) is the source of this 900-nucleotide messenger RNA. RefSeq names its product mitochondrial import inner membrane translocase subunit Tim17-B. Gene Ontology annotation, biological process: protein import into mitochondrial matrix. Lineage: Eukaryota; Metazoa; Arthropoda; Insecta; Lepidoptera; Lycaenidae. Gene Ontology annotation, cellular component: mitochondrial inner membrane; TIM23 mitochondrial import inner membrane translocase complex. The transcript is spliced from 4 exons. The record is from RefSeq and is a predicted model, not a curated record. Gene Ontology annotation, molecular function: transmembrane protein transporter activity. The coding region runs from base 139 to 636 and encodes 165 amino acids.
AUGGUAGAAAUUGGUAGAGAUUCAGUGAAAUGAUGUAAAACAUGGUUUCAUUUUUCCAAUAAUCAAAAAAUAUCGAAUAUAAUUGUCUAAAACGCUGUCUUCAUUAUAAUAGUUUUAAAUAAAUUAUAAAUUGCAAACAUGGAUGAAUAUUCAAGAGAACCUUGUCCGUGGCGAAUUCUUGACGAUUCGGGCGGUGCCUUUUUAAUGGGUGCGAUUGGAGGAGGCAUAUUUCACUCAAUAAAGGGAUUUAGAAAUGCUCCAACUGGAUUCAGUAGGAAAAUGCUGGGAAGUUUAGCAGCUAUGAAGGAAAGAUCACCCAUUGUGGGUGGCAAUUUUGCAGUGUGGGGCGGCAUGUUCUCAACUAUUGACUGUUCUCUUGUCUACCUGAGACAGAAGGAGGAUCCAUGGAAUUCUAUCAUGAGCGGUGCAUUGACUGGUGGGAUUCUUGCUGCCAGAAAUGGUGUACCAGCAAUGGCAGGCAGUGCAUUAGUAGGAGGUGUCCUUCUGGCCCUGAUUGAAGGAAUAGGAAUCAUGUUCACGAGAAUGACGGCCGAGCAGUACAAACCACAGCAACCCAUUUUUGAAGAUCCUUCAAUUUUAGGCCAAAGCCAAGGACAGGCGCCCAGUUUUCAAUAGGCUUAGUAUUAAGUAAUUAACAGUCAAGAAUAUAACUGGGUAAUAUCGUAACAUUGUUAGCACCCAAUACAAAAGACAGUUUGUAUUUAUAUUCCUGAUUGUUGAGAAUUUGCCUUGUGGCAGUGUGUUUUUUUUCCUAUUUGUAGACAAUUUUAGGUUACACCCCACCCUUUUAUCAUUAUGUUUUGAGUGAAUUAUUUGCAUCUGUGAUAUUUUCAGUUCCAUACUGACUGCUCAUAAUCUCACUUAAUUCUGAAUUUGUUA